AAAAACCAAAACAAACCUUAAUUAUUUCCCAAAAACUUUGAACUGGAGUCGAUGGAGUUUGAUGCUUAGGGCAAUCUGAGGUGCAAUAUUGCCUCGGAUGUCAGCGUAUAAAAGCCAAAACGUCAACGAUCUUGGCAUUACUUCCAUCUGUCGGCAAACAGCAGCAGCAUCUCAUCUCUGCAUCUCAUUCCGCAUCAAAAUGAAACUCUUCUGUGUCCUGUUGGUCGUGGUGGCUGUGGCUGCCACAGCACGUGCCGAUGUCUCUCAUCUGUAUGGAGGGGACUCGCAUCAUCAUCCCCAUGACUCGCACCACCAUCAUGAGGAUCCGCAUUCGCACCACCAUCACGAGGAUCCUCACUCCCAUCAUCAUGAUGCGCACUCUGGUCACCCUUCUCAUUCCUCGCACUCUUCGCACUCGUCCCACUCGUCGGAACCUCAUCGCGGCGCGGGACUGCAUCUGGAUCUGAACUUCGGCCUCUUCCGUCAGCAUCAACCCGAUGGCUACAGUUAUUCAGCCCCAGCUCCACCUCCACCACCAAGGCCGGAAUAUCUGCCACCUCCGGUCAAGCCCAGCAGCACUUAUUUGCCAGCAGCUAAGCCUGCUUCGAAGUAUCUGCCACCCAAGGUAGCACCCACUUUGCCACCACCGCCACCACCUCCAGUGCGUCAGCCCAAGCCCGAGUACCUGCCUCCUCCACAGAAGCCACGCACCAAAUACCUGCCUCCUGCUCAGCCGGAGACAAAGUAUUUGCCGCCCGCUCAACCCGAGAAAACUUAUCUGCCCGCUGCUGCGCCACCCAAGAAGUACUUGCCACCCAAGAUUCCACCAAGUCUGCCCCCACCACCACCACCACCAGCACCCAAGGCCACCUACUUGCCACCAUCUGAGCCCAAGGCCACCUACUUGCCUCCUGCCGAGCCCAAGCCCACCUAUUUGCCCCCUGCAGAGCCUAAGCCCCAUUACUUGCCUCCAACCGAGCCAAAGGCCAACUACCUGCCACCUCCACCUCCACCACCGCAGCCAGAGUCCAAGUAUCUGCCACCCGCUCAAUCGGAGGCUCGUCUGGCAGCACCCGAAAUUGACUUCCAUAUUCCAAUUCCCUCAUACGCGCUGCCUUUGAGUGGUUCCUCGAAUGUGCCACUGCCCGGAAGCUCGGGCUAUCAAUACAGCCAGCCACAGCGUCGCUUCAAGUUCUAAAUCAAUCUCAAGUAUAUUUAAAUAUUCAACAUACACUCACACACCACAUUCAAAUUGCAUCUAUUUAAGUUUUGCGAAUAAAAGCGUCAUAUCAAAAUUCAAA
Drosophila sulfurigaster albostrigata is the source of this 1301-nucleotide messenger RNA. RefSeq lists its product as uncharacterized. The coding region runs from base 98 to 1198 and encodes 366 amino acids. NCBI's taxonomy places the organism in Eukaryota, Metazoa, Arthropoda, Insecta, Diptera, Drosophilidae. The transcript is spliced from 2 exons. The record is from RefSeq and is a predicted model, not a curated record.